AAUAUAAAGAUUAAAAUUGGGAUAAUAAUAAUCUUGUAUAUUUCUAUAGAAAAUAUUUCUAAUAAUAUUUAGAAAAUAUUAUAGAUAUUUUCUAUACACAAAAUGAUAUUAAUGGAACCAAACUAAUAUAUUUCUCUCUCUUAAAUGCAACUAACGAGGAAUAAAACAUAAAAACUCUCCAUGGAUGUAUGCUAAGGAAGAAGGAGAAGCAAGCAAGGAACAAUCCAAGUAUCCAAAAUCUUGAGUUCAAAACGUAGCAGCAACUUCAAGGUAAAAACUGAAAUUUUCCACUCAUUAUCUCAAAAUACUUUCUGAACUAAAGUUGUAUCCCCGGACGAUACGAAUCCAACCCAACAAACGGUUCGCAAUUUCGUUAAGUAACGAAGGAGAUAUACCCAAAAUACCGGGACUGCGCUAGUGGUGGCGAGCUCCUCAGGUUGGCUAUGUUUUCUCACCAUAUCCAUGUUAUUUCAUUCCAAACACUUACCAUAAACUCUCUAACAAUUGUUAGAAACGUCCGGAAGGUAUUGUAGAGAAGGUUUGGUGUUGGAAUAUUGAAGUUAAUGAGUUAAUUGUCGGAACCGUUGUUCACCGGAGUAUUCAAAAAUUCUGGACAGCAACUUUCCCUUGACUUCAGGUCCAAUUUACGUUAUCUUACAUCUGUUAACUCGAAAUACUUUUUAUACGAAAGUUAUAGCCUUACAUCUUAUGAAUGCACAGAAUCUAACGGUUUGCAAUUCCGUGAAGAAACGAUGGAUAUAUGCCCAAAAUACGGCAGGCUAUCAAAUUGUGAUGAGAAUGACAAAGUUGGUGAAUUUCGAUGUUGUUUCCACUCCCGGUCAUCCGUAAGGUUUCGGCCGAUGAUUUCUAGGUCUGUACCCUUGCGUUAGACUUGUCGAAUCAUUCAUCACAUACAUACAUGAACAUAUAUAUUAAUCCAUAUGUUGAAAUCAUUCCAAAAUAUAUAUGUGAAGCAUAUAUAUGUCAUCUAUGUGUUAAGACCAAAAUACACCAAAUUCAUAAAGUUAAUAUAUAUACCUAAGUAUAUAUAAACAUUUGAAAUCAACCCAACAACAUGUAUAUGUUAAUCAAAGGUGUUUAAAAGACUUAAAGAAGUAUUUUGAACAAUCAAAAUAUCAAGAGAAAGAUUCGCAGACCCAAACGGUCGAUGCAAACGGUCGACCGUCGUAUUAAACUUCGAAACGGACCACGACUGCCAGCAGAACGGUCGACCGCCGCCAGCCAGCCGAAGUCCGCCAUCCGCAGUCAGUCAACAACGGUCAACCGCCGGUCAACCACGGUCGACCGUCACGGUGAUCCGCCGUUCCAACGAAGUGAAGAUCAAGGUCGACCGCCGUGCCAAACGGUCGACCGUUCCGAGCCCACGUGGUACCAAUCAGCGGUUUCGCUGAGCGUGUAGUUUGUAUUUUUCGUUGACUACACGUAGGUAACAAGAAGAUAAUGAUGGAACCACUCCCGGAAGGCAAUGAGUCAGAGGAGAUGCAAGGAUGACAGGCAAAUGUUUGAUCAUCAAGAUUUUAAAUGUGUCAUGAUUUGAUUAUUAUUGUACUUCCGCAUUACUCCGAAAAUAUUUUUAAACGGGUCGCGAUCCAGAGUCUGUAAAUU
Molecule: messenger RNA, 1626 nt
Organism: Cuscuta campestris
Lineage: Eukaryota; Viridiplantae; Streptophyta; Magnoliopsida; Solanales; Convolvulaceae
Source: the annotation of a GenBank genome assembly